Rotaria sordida is the source of this 240-nucleotide messenger RNA. NCBI's taxonomy places the organism in Eukaryota, Metazoa, Rotifera, Eurotatoria, Philodinida, Philodinidae. The record is from the annotation of a GenBank genome assembly.
AUGUCAUUAUCGAAUGAAGAUUUACAACAAUACAUUGGACAAAAUGUAGAUUCUGUUAAGCAAGAAUUAGAAAAUCAAGGAUGUAAAGUUCAUCUUGUUAGGACAGGUCGUUUUGCUACUGGUUGUAUUAUGAAGCCACCAAGAGUGCCUGGCCAAGAACAAGAAAAACAUGUCAGUGUUUCAUUUAAUGGAGAUGAUUCAGAAAGAAAAGUUACAUUUAUUCGCCUAUUAGACGAUUAA